AUGCCAGGCAUGCAGAAGAUCCUUUCGGGAGUCAUCCGAUUCCGGGAGACUGUCAGAGCGGAUCUGGUGAGGCAGUUCGAAAAAAUUCGAGACAACCCGAAUCCAACAGCUGCGUUCUUCACCUGCAUGGACUCACGUAUGCUUCCGGCCAGAUUCACGUCGUGCAAUGUUGGAGACAUGUUUGUUGUGCGAAAUUCCGGAAACAUGGUUCCUCAUGCAGCUCACUACGGACCUUCCGGCUAUGAAGUUUCGGUGACCACCGAGCCAGCAGCUCUAGAACUAGCUGUCAAGCGUGGUCAUAUCAAUCAUGUGAUUGUCUGUGGACAUGCGGAUUGCAAGGCAAUCAAUACGCUGUACAAUCUCCACAAAAAUCCGAAAUGUUUUGAUCCUCAAUCACCAAUGGACCAUUGGCUGCGCCGUCAUGGUUACGAAUCACUACAGAAAUUAGAGGAACGUUUAGCGAACACUGCGAAGCCUUUGACAUUCGUUUCGGAAGUCCCGGGAUACACUUUCGAAGCUAUCAUCGAUCCUGAAAAUAAAUGGGGUGUCGAGGACAAAUUGUCACAGAUUAAUACACUGCAACAGUUGGAGAACAUGGCUAGUCACGGAUUCAUAACUGAGAUGCUCGAGAAAAAGACUGUGGAUUUGCACGCAAUGUGGUUUGACAUUUUCGCUGGUGAGAUGUACAUGUUCAGUAAACCACGCAAGCAGUUCAUUCUCAUUGACGAAAAGAGUGUGGACCAGCUGGAGCGCGAAAUAGAACAGCACAAAGCCUAG
This is a messenger RNA of Haemonchus placei, 777 nucleotides long. Lineage: Eukaryota; Metazoa; Nematoda; Chromadorea; Rhabditida; Trichostrongylidae. The record is from the annotation of a GenBank genome assembly.